ACUUUUUUUCAUCGCUGAACCAAACAGGGUAAAUUCUCUCUCUCCAAAACCAUUUACUCCAAUCACACAACAUUGGGUUCAGUAUCGCACAUAGCCUCACACAGCGAAUCCUCCCUCCCAAAUCAAACCGCCCCUUUCAGAGCAUUCCGCCGCCCUACCUACUGCCCGGUCAUCCUCUCGCGAUCAAGUCAUCGGCCGUUUUCUCUCAUCAUCUCCUGUCCUCGUUCUCAGCGUUCACAGCGAUUGAAUGGGUCUUCUCACCAUCAUUAGAAAAAUCAAAAAGAAGGAAAAGGAAAUGUGAAUUCUUAUGGUUGGGUUGGACAAUUCUGGAAAAACUACAAUCGUUUUGAAGAUUAAUGGGGAGGACACUAGUGUCAUUAGUCCUACCCUUGGCUUCAACAUCAAAACCAUCGCCUACCAAAAAUACACUCUAAAUAUAUGGGAUGUUGGAGGCCAAAAAACAAUUCGAUCUUACUGGAGAAACUACUUUGAGCAAACAGAUGGUUUAGUUUGGGUAGUUGACAGUUCAGAUCUUAGAAGGUUGGAUGAUUGCAAAAUGGAGCUAGAUAACCUUCUAAAGGAAGAGAGACUAUCUGGAGCAUCCUUACUAAUUCUAGCAAAUAAACAAGAUAUUAAAGGUGCCCUUGCACCCGAUGAAAUAGCUAAGGUAAGCUUAAUUUUAUCCGGGUCUUUUUCUCUUACCUAAGUAACAUUGUAGGGAUUAUGACUAAAAAAAUACAUCAUGGUAUGCUGAGAAUUGACU
Lathyrus oleraceus (garden pea) is the source of this 763-nucleotide messenger RNA. RefSeq names its product ADP-ribosylation factor-like protein 2. The record is from RefSeq and is a predicted model, not a curated record. NCBI's taxonomy places the organism in Eukaryota, Viridiplantae, Streptophyta, Magnoliopsida, Fabales, Fabaceae. Gene Ontology annotation, molecular function: GTP binding; GTPase activity. Bases 308 to 706 code for a protein of 132 amino acids. The transcript is spliced from 5 exons.